Molecule: messenger RNA, 1563 nt
Organism: Telopea speciosissima
Lineage: Eukaryota; Viridiplantae; Streptophyta; Magnoliopsida; Proteales; Proteaceae
Product: THUMP domain-containing protein 1 homolog
Exons: 7
Coding region: 43-1164 (373 amino acids)
Biological process (GO): tRNA modification
Molecular function (GO): RNA binding
Source: RefSeq, a predicted model, not a curated record
GGUUGGAGUCUGCUAGUACUCUGGGAAUCUGAAAGCACUCUCAUGGCGUCUGUAGACAAACUCCAAUCGGGCAACAGUGGGACGAACAAGAAGAGAAAGCAACGUUAUCGUUCCCACAACAAACCUGUAAAGAAGGGUACCUACCCAUUACGACCUGGAGUUCAGGGUUUCUUCAUCACUUGUGAUGGUGGCAGAGAAAAGCAAGCUAGUCACGAAGCAAUUAAUGUCAUUGAUACUUUCUAUGAAGAGCUUGUCCAUGGCGAGGAUUAUGGUGCAAAGCGUGUAGCUGUGCCCAAUAAACCCUUGAAUAAAGUAACUAAAUUCUCUGAUUCUGAUUCAUCUAGUGAAGAAAAUGAUGAUAAUGAUGAUGAAGAUGACAAGUCAGAUCGUCAUGAGGAUGACAAAUAUCAUGAAAAUCGAGUGGAUGAAAAGUCUGAUUCUGGUAAAUUAGGUGCUGCUGAUUCUGAAAAUCAGAACAAUGAAAAAGUGGAUUCUCAGAAAGUGGAUGAUGCAAAUCAUGAUAAACAACAAAAUGAAACUGAAGAGACAGCAGCAAAGAAACAACGCUUACAAUCAGAUGCAUCAAAUGGUGAAAAGGUAGUAGGCGGUAAGACAGAGGAGAAGUCCAUUGAUAAGCUAAUUGAAGCUGAACUUGAAGAGUUGGGAGAUAGGAACAAGAGGCGUUUUGUCAGCCUUGAUGCUGGUUGUAAUGGUAUCGUCUUUAUUCAAAUGCAUAAAAGAGAAGGAGACCCUAGCCCGAAAGAGAUUGUGCAACACAUGAUGACGUCAGCUGCUUCUACUAGGAAACACAUGUCAAGGUUCAUUUUAAGGGUAUUGCCUGUUGAAGUGGCAUGCUAUGCAUCAGAAGAGGAAAUUUCUAAAGCAAUUAAACCCCUAAUUGCAAAAUACUUUCCAGCAGAAGCUCCAUCCCCACAGAAGUUUGCAGUCUUAUAUGAUGCCCGGGCAAAUACGGGUAUUGAAAGGAUGUCAAUAAUAAAUUCUGUGGCAAAAUCUGUCCUUGGACCCUACAAGGUGGAUCUUAACACCCCGGACAAGAACAUUAUAGUUCAAGUUGCGAAGACCAUAUGCUUGAUCGGGGUCGUUGAAAAAUAUAAGGAGCUAUCAAAGUACAACCUGAGGCAGCUUACGUCACCAAAGCCAUAACCUUUCCCAGUUAAUGUUUGAGCUCAAAAUCCUUUAAUACAUCUAGAUCUUCCCUUGGCUGAUUUUCACAUGGGACCUUCAUCUAAGACUAUAUUAGUAUCUCCAAGGUGCAUGUUAGAGUCGAAUAUGAUUCAGGGAUUUGAGAGAAUUAUUCCAGAAGAAAAUCAUGAAAUUUCCUGUUGUGAGAGUUGGACAUGGAGCCUGAGACUUAAAUUUUGGAAUGUGUUUGAAUUUGGUUAUUAACAUAGUUUUUACAAGUUUUUUUUUAUUUUUUAUUUUAGAGAUUUAAAUUGAUAUUUUACCUUUGAGAAACUAUUGAAAUUGUAGUAUUUAUGUUUAGGGAACAAGUUUCCCAUGCUGUCGUCCGCAUAAUGUAGACCCUCUCACAGGUUUUUUAUU